Chenopodium quinoa (quinoa) is the source of this 1428-nucleotide messenger RNA. RefSeq names its product CASP-like protein 4A1. The transcript has 3 exons. Lineage: Eukaryota; Viridiplantae; Streptophyta; Magnoliopsida; Caryophyllales; Amaranthaceae. The coding region runs from base 310 to 1182 and encodes 290 amino acids. The record is from RefSeq and is a predicted model, not a curated record.
AAAAAAUAGUGGAGGAGAAAGUGAUGAGAGGUUUUUUUUUCUCCUCAUUGCUGUGGUGAAAAAAACAUUUGAUGAGAGAAAUUGUAUGGGAGGAGUGAGAAAGUGGGUAGAGAGAGAUUGAGAGGUUUUUUUUUUUCGUCACUGCUGAAAAUGGUCUUAGAGUACCAUUUUUCAUCCCUCAACCCACAAAGUAGAGAAUAUAGUUAAAGUGUUAAACCCUUAGCACAGUUCCACUCUCACCUUUCUGACUACACUCCUUCAUUUCUUCUUCAACUAUUAGCAAAACACAGUCAACAUUUCUCCUCUUCAAUGGUUCAAAUACAAGAACAAGAAGAAGAUGCAAUUCAACAACAAACAACAAAACCAUCAUCACACUUAAACCCAAAAAAUCAAAUGGAAUCUUCAUCUUCCACUUCUCUCUCCUCCCACCAGCUCCCCACCACUUCUCCACUCGCUCAUUCACCCACCUCUUCUAUUUCUUCCAUUGACUCUGACCACACUUGCCACGCUCUCUCACCCACCAAAGAAACCUUCACUUCCCCCUCUCCGUCUCUAAACCCCAUCCCGGUUCAGUCACUAGUUCCGGUUCAAGGGACCAGCCGGUUAACCCGUGACCCACCUGAGAGGAUAACCAAGACUGAACCCGAAGACGGGACCGGGUUGGCUAGUGAAAAGAUUAGCACAGCUAACAGGCAACAACUGCCGGCGUUAAAGAGGGCUAAGAAUGGGAAGAUGGUUAAAAGAGCGGGUUUGGUGUUGCGGUUAAUCGAAUUUGUUUUAUGUUUGAUUUCGUUCUCUGUCAUGGCUGCUGAUAAGAAUCGCGGUUGGGCUCUUGACUCUUUUGAUCGUUACAUCGAAUUCAGGUACGCGAUGUCAGUAAAUGUUAUCGGCUUUGCGUACUCUGGUCUUCAAGGACUUGAUCUGCUUCUCCAAUUGACUACAAGAAAGGAUUCUAGGAGCCAAGUUCGGUAUGCUUUCGAUUUUGCUAGUGAUCAGGUGUUGGCAUAUCUUCUACUAUCAGCCUCAUCUUCGGCUUUUACAAGAGUGGAUGACUGGAUUUCCAACUGGGGUAAUGACAAUUUCCCCGCUAUGGCAACUGCAUCAAUUGGAGUAUCUUUCGUUGCCUUUGCCUUUACCUCUAUCAUCUCUGGCUAUUUACUUUGUACUCAAAAGUUAACUUAAAACAUGCCAUUUACAAAUAUACUUGUAUUAUGCAUUGUGGAUUGACGCAUUGAUCUACGUCUUUUUCUUUUUUAUGUACAUGCUAGUUACUUGUAUGUACUUUAAGAUCGAUGUAAUGUUUUGUUACUUUUUUCAAGCAUUGUGUUGUACGAAGUAGUAUUAUCUAUUUAGGAAUUAGGAUGUUAUGUUCUCAAAUUCUUUUCCAUGGAUACCUAAGCAGCUAAGCUAGUAAAAUAUUACUCCAAA